AUAAAGGGCGCGCGCAGAGGACAUAUAAUAAUAAUAACAUCACAAGCCGAGCUGGUCUGCUGAACGCGAUACUUCUCUCUCCAGAAUGAAGCUGUGCGCCGUGCUCGUGGGGCUGUGCUGCCUCGCCCUCGCUCCGGCAGGGACCCAGGCCUCCAGCGUGAAGGAGCGAGUCAAGAGGGACGGGGGAGUCAUCACUGCUGCCCUCAUCGGCGCCGGCGCCAGACUCGUGUCCGGCAGUGGAGGACCGUCGUCCACGUGGGAGCUGCCUUCUGGGCGAAGGGUCGACGCCGACAACUGCUGGCAGGACGGCUCGGGGCCCUGCGCCAAUGGCAACUGCCUGGACGACGAUGGGCGAAAGGGCUUCAUCAUCAAGGAGACCACGGUGUCGUGCAAGUGGUUCUGCGCGUGGAGGGCCCACUGCAAGACCCAGAUCUGCUGCGCCUGACCAGGCUGCUGCCGUGCCCUGCUCCCUCUGGCUCUAGUCCCCGAGUCUGCUGGUCGUGACCUGCUUCUUGGGGCUGAACUGACCUCUCGCUUUGCGCCCUCGAUCCUGUCCACGGUAGUCAAGCAAGCUG
Messenger RNA from Penaeus vannamei (Pacific white shrimp), 575 nucleotides. Lineage: Eukaryota; Metazoa; Arthropoda; Malacostraca; Decapoda; Penaeidae. The record is from RefSeq and is a predicted model, not a curated record.